GCGAAACACCUUGUGCUACAAGAUGGCGGCCGGACGUACAUGGGUGGGAUAGAAGAGCUCAUUAGGUUGGCCGAGGCCACGGUUGCCCCUCCGUUCGAUAGGAGCGAAGGCGACAAUACGGAUUGGGUUGCAAUAGCGCAACAUCAGUGUGAGAAACACCUCGCUAGCAGCCAGUGCCCAUUGGUGUUCAUGGAUAUCUCUCUAGAUCCAUCCGCCCGACCACAGAGAGUUGUGUUCCAGUUGUACAGCCAAGACUGCCCCACCACGUGCGAGAACUUCCGGUCCCUCUGCACGGGCGAGAAAGGAAUGUCGUCAAACGGGAAAAAGCUCAACUACAAGGGGAGCCCCUUCCACCGCGUGGUACGAGACGGAUGGGUGCAGGGAGGGGACAUAGUGUCCGGGACCGGGGACGGCGGCUGGUCGAUCUACGGAGAAGUCUUCGGCGACGAAUCCUUCGCGAUCAAGCUGAACGAGGCCGGAGUCCUGGCCAUGGCAAACGACGGUCCGCACACGAACGGCUCCCAGUUCCUAGUCACCCUCGCGCCCCAGCCGUGGUUGAACCACAAAGUGGUCGGGUUUGGCAGGGUCAUCAAGGGUCUGAAAGUGCUGCGAGAGAUGAGUGAGGGAGAAACCCUUAACCAACGCCCGGUGAUGGAGUGCAAGGUCCACAAGUGCGGGCAGAUCACUCCCGAAGACUUCGCCAAAUUUACGUGCAAGUAGCCUCGCCCGCCGUCGGUAAUAAGACAAGCACGUUUCCCGGGCAGGGACCUCCUCUGGUGCAUCCCCACUUGACAUGAGUACCUUUUCCUAGCCCAACCGCAGCGGCACCAAGGAAGAAAGGUUCAUCGGAUGUGGACAACACAACCUACCUGAACAUUGUUUUUUGCGUGUCAAAUGCUGUGCCCGUUCUCCGUAUGAGUUUGAGUGCACGGGCUCAUUG
Messenger RNA from Ectocarpus sp. CCAP 1310/34, 940 nucleotides. NCBI's taxonomy places the organism in Eukaryota, Phaeophyceae, Ectocarpales, Ectocarpaceae. The record is from the annotation of a GenBank genome assembly.